Molecule: messenger RNA, 1434 nt
Organism: Mercenaria mercenaria
Lineage: Eukaryota; Metazoa; Mollusca; Bivalvia; Venerida; Veneridae
Product: protein disulfide-isomerase 1-like
Exons: 1
Coding region: 239-1426 (395 amino acids)
Biological process (GO): protein folding
Cellular component (GO): endoplasmic reticulum
Molecular function (GO): protein disulfide isomerase activity
Source: RefSeq, a predicted model, not a curated record
UGCAUCCCGGAAAUGCGAAUAUAGUGUUAAUAGAUAUUUUUGUACAUGGUCACAAAAGCAAACGCUGAUGACUUGACAACAUGGCUAAUGUUUCCUAAGCUACUUACUUAGUCGCUUUCCGUCAAGUAUAAGGACUUACCGAUGUUGAUGACUUAGCUAUGUGCGCUAGUGAUUAAUUGGAAAUCAAAAGAAAUUUGAGAUCCCUAGAAGUUUAGAAGAGGCGCCGAGUAGAAAAAAAAUGAGAUUGUGUGUGAAAUUCCUUUUGCCAGUUAUCAUCAGUUGGAGUAUGCUUGUGUUUUCAAGCGGUGUAGAAAUUGUAGAGCUCACAGAAUCAAACUUCGAGACAAAUAUCAAACGGAUGAAGUGUAUGUUCUUAUACGCUACUGAAGACAACUGUGAAAAAUGUAAACUUUUAUUUCACAAAUUUUUGAUCACUGCGCAGACUUUUGAAAGAGAGCGUGAUAUCACAUUUGGGAAAGUUUCUGACAAAACUUUAAUUAAUGCAUUUGAAGUGACGUCAUUUCCGGGGAUCGUGUAUUACGAAUAUGGCAGUGCAGUCCCGAAAGUAUAUCUUGGAGAUAUCACACCGACCGCUUUAGCAAAAGUGGUAUCAGACGCCAUGAAAAUAGACUUUAAGAAAGUAGACAGACAUUUUGCUCUACAACUCACGAAAGACAACUUCGAUGAAAUCAUGGAUACAGAUAAACAGUACCGGCUCGUUAUGUUACACGAAGCAGACGACGAAGAUGAAGUAGAUUUGUACGAAGAAAUAGCAGAAACGUACGAAAAUGAACCCGACGUUGUCAUAGCAAGAAUAAAUAUUGAUUCAGAGCGGAAGUUACGUAAACAAUACAGCUCGUAUACAUAUCCAUCGUUUUACUGGUAUCGAAAAGGUGACGCAAAGAAGAAGAAGCGUUACGGUGGAGACUUGAAUGUCAAUCAGAUGAUCAGCUUUAUCAACAAAGAAGGGGGAUUUUUCCGGACAAAAGGCGGCCGACUUAAUCCGUAUGCUGGACUGGUCAAACCGCUUGAUGAAGUAAUAAAUAAAUACGGGAAGGACUUGUACGAGAUAAGGAACAUUGAUCAGAUAAAACAAGAACUGGAGAAAGAAAUAGCUAAACUUCCCGCUGAUCAAGAUAAAGAACUUACUAAAUACUACCUGCAUCUAAUUGAUGAAAUUGAAGAAGACAGAACGAUUGAAACUUUGGAUGAAUCGCGAAAUAGGUUGUUCCGUCAGAUGUCAGGUGCAGGACCUCUAGAGUUUGAUCAAUUGGUGAGGAAAAAGAACGUCAUACAGAAGAUUAUUGACAUAAUCGGCUUGCAUCUGCUGGAGCAGAUCUCUGAUGGAAAUAUAGACGUACCUCUCGAUGCUGACGUCAGUUACGGAUUUGAAGAACAUGGUUUAGAGUUUCACGAAGAGCUCUGACUUCUUCU